Molecule: messenger RNA, 201 nt
Organism: Rotaria sp. Silwood1
Lineage: Eukaryota; Metazoa; Rotifera; Eurotatoria; Philodinida; Philodinidae
Source: the annotation of a GenBank genome assembly
AUGUUUUUUUCCUUAGAUUCAAAUGUCAAUCAACCAAGUGGUCAUGCUGUUAUGUAUUCAGUUCAUUCAACAUUUACUGAUUUUGAAAUCAAUAUCAUCAGUUCAUUGCAACAAGAUAAAAUCGGUUCAGGAAACAUGCUGAUGCCUGAUGGACAAACUAUUGAUGAUGAUAUCGAUGAUGAAGAAAAGACAAAAAAUUAA